AUGAAGCCAAACUUGAACACUACGAAAUUCUCGACCCAGAACGCCUUUUACUUCGCGAGCCUGUGCAAGAUCGCCUACAAGCCGGAGCAGGAGGCCAAGGGGCUCGUGAAGGGCAACUCCACCAACGAUGGGCUGGGGUUUGAUCGAUUCCACUGGUUCGAUGCGGACGAGGCGGCGAAAAGAAGCAGUUUCGACGCAAUCCAAGACACGGAGGCCUUUGUCGCGGCGAACGACGACAUGGUCGCGGUCGUGUUCCGAGGCACAAAGGAGCUGACGGACUGGGCGACAAACCUCGACAUUAGCCCGAGGGACUGCGCGGAGCAGUGGGAGGCCCCGGAUGCGGUCGGCGCUGUCCACGAGGGCUUCAACGAGGGUGUGGACUCGGUUUGGGAGGUGCGCGGAAACAUGCGCAAGGUUAUCAAAAACCUCUACAACGAAAAGGGCAAGGACCGCAAGCUGUACAUCGCGGGGCACUCUCUUGGAGGUGCUCUGGCCACGGUCGCCGCGGCUCGCCUGUCGUAUAUUGACAACUUGGACAUCGCCGGGGUAUACACCAUCGGCAGCCCCAGGCUGUUCGACCCGUCAGCCGCCGCUGGGUUUGACUCCAGGAUGAACGACGGCACCCCCCUGAAGGAGAAGUACUUCCGUUGCAGGAACAACAACGACAUCGUCACGCGGAUUCCGCUCCCGCCGAGCUACGAGCACGUCGGCACGGAGAUCUACCUCGAUCGAUUCGGUGCCAUCAGCACGUCGAGUUUCGCCGACCGUAUCCUCGGGCGUCUCAGUGCGUUGUGCCGCGGAGAGUUGAUCGACGGCGUCGACGACCACAGCACCUCGGAGUAUAUUCGACACUUCAAGCAGGAUGUGAUCAACGCGAAGGUGCCGGCUUUCGACAAGGCCAAGAGCACGUGUUGUGAUGCUAUCAGCAACUUCAUUCUGCAGGUGGCUCCCGACGAGUUCGUCGACAAUAUCGAGGGCCUACAAAGAUUCAAGAAGAUCAAAUCCACAAUCGAAGAAGUGAAACAAGUGGCCAAAGAAGCUGCGAAGGACUUCUAGAGCGUCUGGAGCCCGCCAUGGGUUAACUCACGUAGCUUGUGUGAUUAUUUGCGACGCCCUGCGUGCGGCUGUCCUUCAAUCAUGACACGGAUAGAGGUUGGUGCGUGUUGGGUAUAGUCAACCGCUUGAAGAAUCGCGUGUCCCCUCUUCGGUACCACAUGACCGUAGCAGGCAGGCACAACAAAAAUUAAAAAUUGAGGUGGUGAUUGUUUUUUUCGGGAGCGAUUAGGGUAUGAUGAAAGCAGACAAGUAACCGAGAGGGUGCGAAGCUAUUUCUCAACUGGACUAGGUUGCCGUUGGAUCGUAAACACAGUAAACCUGCGGGGAGAACCCAAAGAACGGGGUGAGCGACGGUACCAUUGGCCCGAAACACGAAAUACUUGUGUAGCUGGCGUGGGAGACGUUUCAGACAGUAUUUUGGAGAUCGACUCAGCGCAGAUUUUCGAUGAAUGAGCUCAUAGGGGAUGGAUUCUGACGGUGUACAGGCUGUAAACACUAGUGAGCUGUGUGCAUUGAUGUGGAAAUAAAUGUGUGGUUUACGUUUACGGUUUGGUGAGGUCAACCUUUUUUUUUUUACAUGAUGCGGGCAGUUGGCAAGGGUUCUCCCAUCCUUUUUUGUGUUUCUACUGUAGAACUGGCAGUUGGCAAGGACACUCGUCGAACGUAAGUGUUGUGCGUGUACGCUUCAGCUCGAUGAUGUAUAUCGAUGUCCUAUUGUUGAUUGUUGAUAUCUUGGCCAGGCACGUGUUGUUCGUUCAAAUACUGUGACGGUAGAAUCA
Messenger RNA from Ectocarpus siliculosus, 1835 nucleotides. The record is from the annotation of a GenBank genome assembly. NCBI's taxonomy places the organism in Eukaryota, Phaeophyceae, Ectocarpales, Ectocarpaceae.